Messenger RNA from Fusarium sp. VM40, 1125 nucleotides. Lineage: Eukaryota; Fungi; Ascomycota; Sordariomycetes; Hypocreales; Nectriaceae. The record is from the annotation of a GenBank genome assembly.
AUGGCACCCAAGGCCGAUCAUAGGCUGAUCCUUACUCUUGACGAUAUCAAAGAAGCUGCAUCCGAGAAGCUCUCUACCAGCGCAAGAGAAUUCUACGAUGCUGGCUCCAGUGAUCAAAUUACGGUCCGAGAGAAUACGACAGUCUAUUCCAAGUAUCGAUUGCGACCUCGAGUUCUUGUCGACGUUUCCAAGGCCGAUACGACAACUAGAGUCUUUGGACAAAAGAUUCCUUUCCCCCUUUGCGUUUCCCCUGCUGGCAUUCAAGCCAUGGCGCAUCCUGAAGGAGAACUUGCUACGAGCCGAGCAUGUGCCAAACGUGGUGUGCACAUGGGCGUCUCCUCGUUUUCGAAUUACUCUGUCGAAGAUAUCCGAGCUGCCGGACUCGCAGUUGGAUCGCUUCAUCACGUAAUGCAGCUGUACUCAAUGCAGGAUCGUGUGGCACAAUUGCGGAUCAUCAAGCGUGCCGAAAAAGCAGGCUGUACUGCUAUCUUUCUCACGGCGGAUAGUCCAGUACUCGGCGUCAGGUACAACGAGCUCCGUAACGACUUCAGGACGCCAGAAGGUCUUGCGCUGCCCAUGCUAGAGAGAACAUCAGAGGCGGUUCGCGCCCAGACUCACGACGACGGAUUUACUUCGUUCAACUCUGACUCGCAUUCCUGGGCUAACGAAAUCCCCUGGCUUCGCAGCGUCACCAAGAUGCAGAUCUGGAUCAAGGGUGUCUUGACCGCUGAGGAUGUCCACCUUGCCAUCCAGUAUGGUUGUGAUGGCGUCAUUGUCAGCAAUCACGGAGGAAGACAACUUGAUCAGGCGCCAGCCACUAUUGAUGCUCUCCCGGAGUGUGUCAGGGCGGCGAAUGGAAAGAUCGAGGUUCACAUUGACGGCGGAAUCCGAAAUGGAACAGACAUCUUCAAGGCGUUGGCUCUUGGGGCAAAGUGCGUGUGGAUUGGUCGCCCGACAAUCUGGGGCUUGGCAUACGACGGAGAAGCAGGAGUUAUCAAGACUUUGGACAUUCUUUACAGCGAGUUUCGGAGAUGUAUGCAGCUUUGUGGCUGUAAGAGUAUUGCCGACAUCACACGUGCUUCUCUCGGAGUGGUGAAAGUCGACGGGCCACUUGCAAGGUUGUAA